Molecule: messenger RNA, 2178 nt
Organism: Aspergillus ibericus CBS 121593
Lineage: Eukaryota; Fungi; Ascomycota; Eurotiomycetes; Eurotiales; Aspergillaceae
Product: E3 ubiquitin-protein ligase BRE1
Exons: 6
Coding region: 1-2178 (725 amino acids)
Cellular component (GO): nucleus; HULC complex
Molecular function (GO): ubiquitin protein ligase activity
Source: RefSeq, a predicted model, not a curated record
AUGCCGGCCGCCGAAGCAUCCCCCGUCGCAUCUUCCGAUUCCGGUUUUGUCAUGAUGGAAGACCGGAAGAGAGCCGCUGCCUAUGAUCACAAUGAUUCGGCUCCACCAUUGAAGAAGCAAGCGACUUCGGUCAAUGGUGGCAGCAAGCCGCACCCUGACGCUGAUAUGCCUUGGAAAGACGACCUGGAGCGAUUCCAGAAAGACGCAAUAUGGCGCCAGAUGCAGGAGUACAAGCGCGAGAAAGUGUCACUCGAGGCCAAGCUGAAGGAAACGUCCAAGGCCACCGCCUACCACAAUGACCACCUUCGUAUUAUCGAUACCUGGUACAAGCAAUUGGUCGACGAGGUCAAAUUGCUCCUGGGCGCUGCCGAAGAGGAUGCCAAGGAACGCCCGGCCUUCGAAAGCAGUCUGCUCUUUGAGGAUGCCACUGCUUUCGAAAAGCACCUCAAGUCCCGUUCCGAGGACAUCCGCCAAGUUAUUUCCAGCCUGAAGUCCCAACCCUCCAAGGCUUCACCUGAUCUUUCGGAUUUACAGAGCCAGCUCGCCAAGGCGCUGGCCCAGGAGAAAGCCACCAUCGUUGAAUUAGAGAAAGCCCUGUCUGAAAAACAGCAACUGGAAGAAAGCCUAGAAGAAGCCUCCUUGCGGUACAUGGUAGCUGAGAAGAAGCUCGAUCGUGCACGGAGCUUGACUGUUGCCAAACUAGAGAAGCAGUAUAUCUUAGGUGCACAGCGCCCUGGUGGCGACAGUGCGUCGGGACCUCGAGAAGAAGUGGCUGCUUCCAACGGUGCGACUCCUAGCGGUGAGCGGAGCCCUGCAUUGGAGGAGGCACACAACAAGCUUGUGGCCGUGUCGGAAAAGCAGAAGGAGCAGCUGCAGAAACUGGAGAGCGAAAAUGCCAAAUUACUGAGUCAAAUAACCGAACUAAAUAUAAAGCAUUCACGACUGACUGACGAUGACUACGCGCAUACGGACUUGUUCAAGCAAUUGAAAUCCCAGUACGAUGAUGUUGUUACUCGAAUCAAUCACCUGGAAGCAACCAAUGUGCAAUUACGCGAAGAGGCGGCGAAAUUCCGAUCGGAACGAACGGCAUACCGCAAUCAGGUCGAUGAGGAGACACAGAAUGCGAUCGCCGAGAAGGAGGCGCAAUUGAUGCGAGCAGAAACGGAUCUAGCACGGAUACGCAACGCACGCGACGAACUUUUGGCGGACCAGCAAAUUCGCAAGGCAGCGCAGGAACAGGAAAAGACUGCGGCUGCCAAGGUGCAAGAACUUGCAGAUGCUGGGCAGGCUCGGAUUGCGGCUCUGGAAUCGGAGGUGGAGAGGUUGCGCAUGGAGGUUGGGAAUGGCGUUUCGUCCAAAAGUGCCGAUGAGAUCUCGACCGACGAGUUGCGUACCAAGUUCAGUAACCUGGAGCGUCAGUAUUCGAUGCUCAACACCGAACUCGCAUCGAUGCAAAUCGCCUGCAAGAAAUACUCGUCCUUGGCGUCGCAGAAAGUCACCGAUUUCAGUGCUUUGGAAGAGAAGGUUGCCCGACUUAUUGCCGAGAAAUCCAAGGCCGACCAGAAGUAUUUUGCUGCCAUGAAAAGCAAGGAGGCCCGAGAAUUGGAGGUUCGCACGCUGCGCAUGCAGAAUUCCAAGACUUCGGACAUCGUAUCGCAGCUGAAGGAAUCCGAGGCCGCCACCCGUUCUCUCCUCGCGAAUAUGGAAAAACAAGUCAGCGAGACCAAGGAAGCAUUAAACUCGAUGAUGAGCAAGAAUUACGCCGCCCAACAACAAGUGACGGAGAAGAAUAUCACGAUCGAGGGCUUGAAUCGGCAAGUGGCCGAACUCAAGGCGUUGUCAACUUCCAAGGAUUCGACGUUGGCCAGUGCCUCGAGUGCGUGUCGUCAAGCGGAAACGGAGGUGGAGGGCUUGAAGGCCACACUUGCCGAUACCAAGAAGAGCUUGGAAAACUGGAAAAACAAGAGUCUCGGAAACUCGUCUUCUGAAUACGAAAUGUUAAGGACUCUCGCACUUUGCACGGUUUGUCGUCGGAAUUUCAAGAACACGGCGAUCAAGACUUGCGGCCAUGUGUUCUGCAAAGAAUGCGUGGAAGAGCGCCUCACUUCUCGAUCCCGGAAGUGUCCCAACUGCAACAAAUCUUUCGGAAACAACGAUUACAUGCAUAUCACCCUGUGA